Molecule: messenger RNA, 1817 nt
Organism: Pristis pectinata (smalltooth sawfish)
Lineage: Eukaryota; Metazoa; Chordata; Chondrichthyes; Rhinopristiformes; Pristidae
Gene: tmem130
Product: transmembrane protein 130
Exons: 8
Coding region: 82-1479 (465 amino acids)
Source: RefSeq, a predicted model, not a curated record
UCGGAGACGGAGAGGCUGGUUGGGAGUCGACCGAGACCUGAGAACUGCCAGCCAGUGUUGGAAGCUCUCAGUCGGGGAACGAUGACCGCUGGCGCUCUCCUGCUACUGUUGAACGCCGCAGCACUCGGAGGAGCUUCCUCGCCGUACAACUUGGUUCUGAUCAACGACAGUCCCAUCACCACGGGUGCUCAGGGCUUGGUGGAGGCCAGGCUGGUGUCCAGAGCUGGGGGUUUCCUCUCUCCCAACUCCCUCGCCUUCCACUGGGACUUACGGAGACCCCUGUCCGUCGUGCGCCGCUCGGAAGGAGCGCUGAGCUGCUCCCUCACCGUCCGCAGCCGGAGCCCGGGGGUCUACAAGCUCCGUGCCUGGGUGAGCCGGGCGGACUGCUGGGGGUGUCCGCCGCUCGCACACGGUUCCACCACUCUGCAUGUGACAGACUCUGUAAUGGGGACUCUUUCAUUGACGCAACUGAACGAAAGUGUCACUUCUUCAACCAAUGGAUACGAACUGGCCACAAAAACCCCAACAAAAAUUUCAUUCCUCCUUUACGAUCCCAGCGGAUACUUCAACACCUCCUUGUUCCACUACAGCUGGCACUUUGGAGAUGGGGAGAAAACAAUCACAAAUGAUUCAUACACAUUCCAUGUCUACCCGAAAGCAGGCAUUUACCAGGCUCAUGUUGACGUCUUCGUGUUCCUCAGCCACUCCCGGAGAAAGACUGGGGUCUUUGGUGUCACACUGAGCCUUCUAGAUUCAAUCAAAUCCAUCGAGGUCAAGAGUACAGACAACCUGCAUGCUAGUGGUAUCCAUGAUCUCCACCUGCAUGUUAAUGGCAGUCCACCACUCAAGAUCUGCUGGCUGCUCUCUCAGAACUGUAUCCCUGUGGUCGGCCACAAGUGUCGCCCAGUACAACUGGACAGGUCACAGGACUACAACCUGAGCUGCACCCUGGGUCCGCCAGAACCGUACACCUUAAACGUGCGGGCCGAGAACAGUGUGAGCGCUCUUCAGACCUGCUAUAGGAUAACUUCGUGGAAAAGUGGUAUUCACCCGGUGUGGUUCAUCAUUCCCAGUGUUACCCUGUUCACUGUCGUGCUGCUUUUCAUUCUGUCGACCACUAUGAGGAGCCGCAGAUCCCUGAAGGAUUUGGUUGAGGUCGCCGAUUUUGACUUCUCUACGGUUGGAGAGAAAUUGGUGCAGGAAAGGCGAACUUUGUCUGGGAAGUCCUUUCCCUCCUGUUGCAGUUCAGGUCUGUCCCUGGGGAGCAAGUCUCACAGCCAUAGCGCAAGAGAGGCCCACUCCCUCCUGAAGUUCAGCUGCACCCUGCCCCAGGACUACCACACCUGGGAACGUCACUCUGUUGCUCCCGGGACUGAUCGUCCCCCCGGAUACAACAACAACGUUCAUUUACACAGCUCCUCCAGCAAUGCAGUGUCAAAGCCAGACGGUUUCCGGGCAUCACAGUGGCGCAGUGCGUAGUGUCGCUGCCUCACAGUUCCAGAGAGCCGGGUUCGAUCCCGACCUCGGCCGCUGUCUGUAAGGAGUUUGUACGUUCUCCCUGUGUCUGCGUGGGUUUCCCCCGGGUGCUCCGGUUUCCUCCCACAUUCCAAAGAUGUACGAGUUGGUAAGCCGCUAUAAAUUGCCCCUUAGUGUGUGGGUGAGUGGUAAAUCUAUUGUUGUCAUGGGCACACAUACCCAGGGUAUAAAUGCCAUGAAAAUUAGAUUUUUGCAGCAGCAGCACUGUACGUUACAGGAUGAGGACAAACACAAGUUAAUGUAAACUUAAAUUAAUGUAAAUUUUACAUAAAUUACACAUG